Plutella xylostella (diamondback moth) is the source of this 2025-nucleotide messenger RNA. RefSeq names its product solute carrier family 22 member 13. NCBI's taxonomy places the organism in Eukaryota, Metazoa, Arthropoda, Insecta, Lepidoptera, Plutellidae. Gene Ontology annotation, molecular function: transmembrane transporter activity. Gene Ontology annotation, cellular component: membrane. Gene Ontology annotation, biological process: transmembrane transport. The record is from RefSeq and is a predicted model, not a curated record.
GGAAACUAUUGAACAGUUCAAAGACAUCAGCCAGACCAAACAGAACAACAAAACACUCAACUAUAAUUAAAUAAAAUGUCUGCGGUGCUAUCAGAAAUGUCUAAAGCAGUGGAAUUAAAAAUAGAUGUGGCUAAAAAUGGAACGGAUCCGCCUAAACAAGCAGAAAAUGACAAAAAUAAUAAUGCAGCUACAGCGCAGAAGCUUGAUUUUGAUGAUUUACUGAUACAAGCUGGUCAGUUUGGACUCUAUCAAAUAAUUCUCAUCCUCGCGACGAUGCCUUUCUACAUUUAUGGAGUAUUUGUUUAUUACACGCAGCUGUUUAUAACCGAGGUAUCAACGCAACAUUGGUGCUGGGUUCCAGAAUUGGAAAACCUUACCGCAGUGGAUCGAAGAAGAUUAGCCAUACCUCUUGAUGAAUCUGGGCGAUAUGGAUAUGAUCAAUGUAAAGCUUACGUUGCCAACUGGACUGAAGUGUUACUAAGUGGAAAAGGACCAGAUUCUACCUGGGAUACCGAGCCUUGUCAAUACGGAUGGGAAUUUGAGCCGAGUGAAAUCCCAUAUCCAACAAUUUCAAGUGAAUUAGGCUGGGUGUGUGAUAAGCGCAGUUAUCAAGCAUCAGCCCAGUCCAUUUUCUUUUUUGGUUCAAUAUUUGGAGGAUUUUUAAUUGGAUGGCUUGCAGAUAGGUACGGAAGACUUCCCGCAAUAAUAGCAAGCAACCUUAUCGGUUGUAUUGGUGGCACAGCAAGUAUAUUUGUAAGUAGCUUUAUUGAGUUUGCUAUCUGUCGAUUUAUCAUGGGAAUGGCUUACGACAACUCAGUCAUGAUAGCGUACCUACUUCUUUUAGAAUACAUAGCACCCAAAUAUAGAACAUUAAUCUCGAAUUUAUCUUUUGCUCUCUUCUACACUCUUGGUUCUGUGGCAUUGCCAUGGAUAGCUUUAGCGUGUGGGCAUUGGAAAGUAACUUCCUUAGCAACAAGUCUACCGAUGGCUUUAGCUAUUUUUGCACCAUUUAUAUUGUUUGAAAGUCCGAGGUGGCUAUUAACAAGAGGCAGAAUAGAUGACGCUAUACAAAAAUUAAAGAUGAUAGGUAAGGUAAAUAGGAAAGAAAUACCAUCGAAGUUAAUAAAACAAUUCAAGGAAGAAUUUACAGACAACAAUGGCGAAGAACAAGGAACUGUUUUGGAAAUUCUAAAAAGGCCCCUGGUUCGCAAAAUGCUCAUAUUAAUAUGCAUAGAAUACAUGUGCUGUGUGAUUGUGUUUGACGCCUUGGUCAGAAGUUUGGGGCAACUUCAAUUUGAUUUCUUCUUAUCUUUCUCAGUUGUGUCAUUUACUGAGUUUCCAUCGCUUUUAAUUCUUGCCAUCAUAAUGGACUGGACUGGAAGAAGGUGGCUAGUAAGCCUUAUGUCUACUGUAUCGUGUAUAUUUUGUGUACUAACUGCGUUGAUAGGUGGAGGGAUACCAGCUCUAGUGUGCGCGGUGGUGGCGAGGUUUGCCAUCAACAUGUCUUACACUGCCGCGAUACAGUGGGGAGCCGAGCUGUUCCCGACGUCAGUGAGAGGGUCAGCGCUCGGUGUAAUACAUAUACUUGGCUACAUUGGGACUAUGAUAUCGCCAUACAUUGUGUACUUGGAGAUCUACAUCAGCUGGCUGCCGCUGGUGGCGGCGGGCGUCGUGGCGGCGUGCAGCGCCGUGGUCGCGCUCACUCUACCAGAAACUGCUAAGAAAGAUAUGCCGCAAACCUUCGCUGAAGCGGAGACUCUGGCUCGAAGUCAAAGAUUUUUCGAAAUACCUUGUUUUCCGAGGAAAACUGAAGCAGAUAAUUGCGGACAGGAAAAGUUUCCGUUUGAACCGUAGAGUUGUGAAGCUUUGAAUUUAUGAUCCAAGAAGACUUGAUGUUUUCCUUUGCUAUUCAGAAGAUUUAUUUCAACAUUUUGUUUUUUUUUACUAACGUACAACAGUAUAAUGAUUCGUUUACCGGUGUAAAAAAAUACUUUGUACAAAUAAACUUAUUUAACAUACAUAACA